AUGAUUGUACAAAAGCUAUAUGUGCGGCAGAGCCGCCAAUUACUGGCUCUGAGCCGACGAGCCCCAAUCUCAGGCCGCUUUCUCUCCACGGAGACACCAGUCGACACAGCGCUGCGAACACCCUCAGCACGGCCAAUUGAUCCAAUUCAAAAAUCCGAAGAAGUGAAGGAAGGAGUCACUCCAAAAUCCCAAUGGGCAAAAUGGCAACAAUCAAGUAGGCACUCCCAUCGGACAACACCGGGGGAAAAAAAUAAAACUAACAAGUUUCUUUUCCAUCGCUUCUCAGAGGACAAAUUUCAAAGCACUGGUACCCAAAUGCAAGAAAUCUACGACCCAAAAGACCUUAUCACCAACCCCAUCAAACCCUCCGAAAUCACCCUCGAGCUUCUCCUCGCUUCUGGUACGCACAUGGGCCACUCUACCUCCCGCUGGAACCCACAGAACUCGCGCUACAUCUUCGGUAUACGUGAGGGUGUGCAUAUUAUCUCUCUAGACGUGACAGCUUCCCACCUCCGCCGUGCGGCGAAGGUCGUUGAGGAAGUUGCCGCGCGCGGUGGCAUCAUUCUCUUCGCUGGUACACGUAAGGGCCAGAAGCAGGCUGUUGUGCGAGCGGCCGAGCUAGCAAAGGGAUAUCAUAUCUUUGAGCGGUGGAUCCCAGGUAGUCUGACUAAUGGGCAGCAAAUCCUGGGCCAUUGCGAGACGAAGGUGGUGAACGCGCUAGAUGAGGAGCUGCCCGAGUUCAAGAUGGAUCUUGCGGAUCGGCCGACACUUAAGCCUGACUUGGUGGUUUGUCUGAACCCGCUAGAGAACGUGGUGCUGCUGCAUGAGUGUGGUUUGAAUAAUGUGCCUACUAUCGGUGUUAUUGAUACCGAUGCUGAUCCUACUCGCGUCACAUACCCUAUUCCUGCUAAUGACGACAGUCUACGGGCUAUUUCGUUGAUUUCUGGUGUUUUGGGUCGUGCUGGUGAGGCUGGUCAGGAGAGGCGGCUUGCUAUGGCCAAGCAGGGAAAGACUACGUAUGCGCCUAUUACUGAGAAAGAGCUUCGUCUUGAUCCACUCACUGGGUUGGUUCCUGGUGCCGAGCAAGGUCAGCAGAAGUAG
Molecule: messenger RNA, 1101 nt
Organism: Penicillium taxi
Lineage: Eukaryota; Fungi; Ascomycota; Eurotiomycetes; Eurotiales; Aspergillaceae
Product: mitochondrial 37S ribosomal protein uS2m
Exons: 2
Coding region: 1-1101 (366 amino acids)
Biological process (GO): translation
Cellular component (GO): mitochondrial small ribosomal subunit; ribosome
Molecular function (GO): structural constituent of ribosome
Source: RefSeq, a predicted model, not a curated record